Molecule: messenger RNA, 980 nt
Organism: Juglans regia (Persian walnut)
Lineage: Eukaryota; Viridiplantae; Streptophyta; Magnoliopsida; Fagales; Juglandaceae
Product: glutathione S-transferase T1-like
Exons: 6
Coding region: 185-880 (231 amino acids)
Source: RefSeq, a predicted model, not a curated record
AUAUCAGUCCAGACAAUUUUACCGCUUUAACAGCUUAAAUACUCGACUUCGCUUUCUUUUGGAACCAAACCAACAGAAGAGUUGGAAAGCUGACAAGCUGUACACAAUCCGCGCCUCAUAUCAACUUUAACCUCAGAGAGAGAGAGAGAGGGAGUCAGAAGACUACGGGAAACCAAGAAAAAAAAUGAAGCUGAAAGUGUACGCGGAUCGGAUGUCCCAGCCGUCUCGGGCCGUUAUUAUCUUCUGCAAGGUUAAUGGAAUAAACUUCGAGGAAAUCAAAGUGGAUCUGUCCAAACGCCAGCACUUGUCUGAAGAGUUCAAAGAAAUAAACCCUAUGGAGAAAGUUCCAGCUAUUGUUGAUGGAAGAUUUAAGUUGUUUGAGAGGUAUCCGGCUGAUGUUUCCAGGACAGCGAAGAUCCACUCGGUAUUGGAUUGGCAUCACUCUAAUCUACGCCAGGGCGCAGCCUCAUUUGUUUUCAAUACCGUACUGGCACCAGCACUUGGUUUUCCCCUGAAUCCACAAGCGGCUUCUCAAGCCGAGAAACUUCUAUCCUCAUCUCUGUCAAAAAUAGAGUCCAUUUGGCUCAAGGGGAAUGGACGCUUCUUGCUGGGUGGCUUUCAACCAUCCAUAGCGGAUCUUAGCCUCGUUUGUGAGAUUAUGCAACUAGAGGUUUUGGAUGAGAAGGAUCACAGCCGUAUACUAGGCCCACACAAGAAAGUUCAGCAGUGGAUUGAGGAUACAAGAAAUGCAACAAGACCUCACUUCGAUGAAGUACAUACUAUCCUCUAUAAAGCCAAGACAAAACUCGCAGUGCAGCGCUCAGUGCGUGGAAACAGUGAGACGGAGUCUAGCAUAAAAAAGUUGCCUUCAAAGAUGUGAAAACCAUGUUACUGUUUAUUAAGCAUUGUAAAUGUCAUAGUUUACAAUAUUGAGCAUUGUAGAAAGAUUAUGUAAUAAAACUCUUUGGAUUUUUCAUGUG